AUGUACGCUAUAGAAGUGUACCUGAGAAGCAGCCCGCAGGUGGUCUACAACCGGAUGUUGCAGCGCAACCGACCCGAGGAGAGUGGAGUGAGCCUGGAGUACCUGACCGACCUGCACCAGCACUACGAGGCGUGGCUGAUGGAGGGGGACCCCGCCUCCCUGCCCGCCCCUGUCCUCGUGCUCGACGUCGACCAAGACCUGCAGCAGGUGACGCAGAUGUAUGCCAGGCUGCAGCAGUGUCUGCUCGAGCGGCGCUCCAUCAACAAGGGCCGCUUUCAGAUUAGUUUGCGCGGUGACCAGUUGUGUUUCUAGUCGUUAUACAUGUUACUCUUGAAGGUUGAUGGUUGUAAUCCACGGUGUCUCCAUGUAAAGUGGCUUACAGACUAGGAAACUACAGACGGCAAGUUACUGGUGAUCAGUGUUUUUCAUUACGUCACUUUCCCCCAAUUGCCAUUUUUACUGUCUAAAUGGAAAUUGACUUUCUGUUUUUCAUCUGUAAAAAUGGGAAUUGACUUGCUUUAAGUUACUAAGGGUAUGAUCACAUUGGAUGUGUGUAUAAUGUGCAAUUGCACGUCUGACCAUGCAUGAGCUGAGAAACAAAAUCUUGAAAGUGCCAUUAAAACAUGCUGCGUUUCAUAUCCUAAGGGUGUGAUCACAUUACGUAUAUGUGCAAAUGCAUGCUUGGUUGUGCAUGACCAACCGUACAGAUGAAAAACAAAAUAUGGAAAGAACAAUAGGAACACUCACACUGAACGCGUGCUCUUGCAGGUUGCGUUCAGUGAGAGCAGCUACAGGCAAGUCACAAGGCUUUGUUUUUUGGCUCAUGCAUGAUCUGACGUGCACUUGCACAUAUAUGCAUUACUUACUUACCAUUACUUACUUUGAUUCUUGAUGUCUUCAUCUUUUACCAGCAGGGCUGGAUAGAUGUGAUGCAUUCAAUAUGAUCACACCCUAACUUGAUGUCUCUACUUUCCUUGUCUAUAAGCCUCCCAUACCUGCAUUGGUAUGGUAUAGUAUAUAUAGUAUGGUAUAGUAUAUAGCUUAUACUAAAUAUGGAUAUGGUGUAGGUCUAGUAAUCUUGAACGGGAGGUUGAAAUCAACCUCAAAAGUGACAAGUUGUGCUUUUAGUGGUGAUCUACCGACGGUUGAUAGAAUUUUUCUUCAUGAAAACUAGCAAUGUUGAUGCUCCAAUAAGACCACCAUUAAUGUAGACUGGAGCAACGUAUCGUGUAUGAUUUACUGACGUGCAGAUUUACCUCAAAAACGAGACAAUAAUAAAAUUAUUGGCCUAAGGCAUGGUAAGCAUUGUAUGCUAAUUCCGUACUCGAAUUUGUAUUGUGCGUCAAUUAGUAAUCAUACUUGAUCACCCAUUAGUACUGUAAUAUAGUAUUGCAGUAAAAUGUAUAUUUCUAAUGUAAAGUGGGACAUGGAAAUUUAUCUCCAUCUGAACUUUGAGAGGGUCGGAUGAAACGGAAGAUCAUACUAUUGUUACAGAUAGACUUGGUUUAAAUUUACAAUGGGAGAACUGCUCAAGGCUUGGGGCUUUUAUAUAAACUUAUUAGAACUAAAUUAGUUGGUUUUCAUAUAAUAUGUUGUCCAUUUAUUGAGAUCAAAAAUUGUACGAAUGUGAAUUAUUUUCUGAAAUUAUUAUUCACGAUUAUGUUAUCGAAAAUCUCAUUACAUUCAGAUCAUGAAUCUCAUUACCUUAUCGAACAGCGUUGAAAGAGUUCAAGUUCAACAUACAAUUGGUACAAUAAGAUAAGAAUUGAAAAUUUUGUGAAAAUUGAUUAGAACAAGACAGUGUAUUGUUUUACAUAUCAUCUCAAUGUAUAGUCAACACUGUUUUGGUGAUUUUGUAGCAUUUUUCAUGACGAAACAGUACAAAAUACAAUACUGCUGUCUAGCUCAGUUUGGAUGUAUUUAAUUAUACAAAAUUUUAGUUUUUUCUGCUCAUGACAUUAACCUCAUUUAUAGUUGAGUGAAUUGAACGAUGUUGCCAUGAGUAUAUAAAAUAGAAUAAAACUGUCACCCAGUUGUCUAUUGGUAGUGACUUGACUCAGUGAAUGGACUGUUAUAAUUGACUAUUUUAUUAUGCUGUAUAUAGAGCAUUAAGUUGAUACGCUUUUUAGAAUGUUUAAUAGGAUUUAUAUUAUAUUUAUUAAAUAACAAUGUCAUAAAAACAACAGCUUAUAUCAAACUGCAAUAAGCAAAAUCUAUUAUCGAUUAAUAUUGUGCUCAAAUAAAACCUCUUUGGAACAUUUAUUUGUGACUAGAUUAAUCGUUUAAAGUCUAUAGUAAAUAUAAAAACAACUCUUGAAAAAUUUCUCUUUGAAUUGUUGUCUUAUUUUAAUCUUUGGAGGGCGAAGUUAGAGCUUUCUCUUACACUCAACCCCAAUGCAAUACCAAGUUACAAACUAAUUCAAAAUAUUACAUCAAACUAAUAGAUGCACAUUUGAAGUAACAAAAUAUAAUUUUAACAAACAAUAAAAAAGAGAAAAAACUGUUUCAAAUAGCGCAUAGAAACAAUAACUAAAAUUUCGUCAAGUUCAGUAAAAGUAGACUAUACUAAAAGAAAUAAGAGAAAAAAUACAGUAGAAAAUUCCACUUCAAAUCCACAGGCUAUUCUGAUAGAAGUAAGGAAAGAAGGAAGAAAUAACUGUGAGAGAAACACUCAUACGCGCACUUAUAUUCUGAGUCAGGGAGCAUUUCUGCCGAUUCCAUCACAUCUGAUCCACUGCAAGAAUUUGAAAAGAAUUUCUUGUGAACCAGAAAUUGUGAUGACAAGUACUGAAUAUGAAUAUGUUCAAUUCAAAAAUAUUUUAUAUUAUGCGUUUAAAGCGUUGUAAAAAAUAUCAGCUUCAAAAAAGUUAAAAACUCAGUAUAAAUUUCUUGACAUGAUGCUAAUAUUGUACUUUUUUCUUUUGUGUAAUGGAUGAAACAAUUUUCAAAUGUCAAUUAUUAAUGCCCCUUGGUAAAAAAUGUCGUUUUAAUUUUUUAAACAUCUUCUGUUUUUAAUGGACAGACACAACCUUGUGUUAAUUGGGGCUCUAAAGCUAGUUUCAUUUAUUUUUUGUAGUUUUUCUAAAUAUCAGUGAUUAAAAUUCUGUUAUCAGUUAAUUUUAUUAAUAAUUAUGUCUCACGUUAUUUUUCGCUAAAUCAUCUUUCUCUAGAUAAGUGGUUUUAUAUAAACUGAUCCACUUCCUUAACUCAAUAUACAAACUUAAGAGUAAUUGUUAUAUUUGAAUGCUGUAUUCUGGACUUGGUGAUUCUGUAAUUUUUCUACUUUUUCAUGACAAUAUAAGCUGUUUAUUACUUACACACUA
Messenger RNA from Nilaparvata lugens (brown planthopper), 3323 nucleotides. Its product is annotated as deoxynucleoside kinase-like. Gene Ontology annotation, cellular component: cytoplasm; mitochondrion. The record is from RefSeq and is a predicted model, not a curated record. The coding region runs from base 1 to 312 and encodes 103 amino acids. The transcript has 2 exons. Gene Ontology annotation, molecular function: deoxynucleoside kinase activity. NCBI's taxonomy places the organism in Eukaryota, Metazoa, Arthropoda, Insecta, Hemiptera, Delphacidae.